CCUCCACCUCCCUCCCUGAUAGAAGAGAGAAAGAAGAAGAAGAUUCUAGAAGUCACCAGAGAGAUCACUGAGCUGCUGACAGGAGAGGUUCCUAUAAGGUGUCAGGGUGUCACUGUCUAUUUCUCCAUGGAGGAGUGGGAGUAUUUAGAAGGACACAAGGAUCUCUACAAGGACGUCAUGAUGGACAAUCAGCCGCCCCUCACAUCACCGGAUGGAUCCAGUCAUGGGAACCCACCAGAGAGAUGUCCCCGUCCUCUGUAUUCCCGGGAUUCCACACAGGAAGGUCACACCAUCCCUCACCAUCAUCAGAGUGGAAUCCUCGGGGAUGAUAAUAUUGAUGUUAAAGAAGAGUAUAAAGAGGAGGAUGAGGAGUAUGGAGUGAUGGAGGAGUUUUCAGAAGGACACAAGGAGAUGAUGGAGCCACCUAAUACCAGGAACCCACCAGAGAGAUGUCCCCGUCCUCUGUAUUCCCGGGAUUCCACACAGGAAGGUCACACCAUCCCUCACUAUUACAAGAGUGGAGAUCCAAUCGAUAUAGAAUUUGAGGUGAAAGCAGAAGAAGAAGAGGCGUAUGUGAGGGAUGAUCAGCAGUCUAUGGAGGAGGAUGGAAUAACGGGGACAUUUAUAGAGGAGGACACUCCUACAGAGAUCAGCACA
Molecule: messenger RNA, 657 nt
Organism: Staurois parvus
Lineage: Eukaryota; Metazoa; Chordata; Amphibia; Anura; Ranidae
Source: the annotation of a GenBank genome assembly